AUGUUCGGGCCCUUGAAGAGGAUGGUCAUGAAACCUGUGGUCAGCGCAAUGCUCUUCGCGUUCGCUUCUGGUGCUUUGCUGGCCUGUGCCUUCUUCCUGCUCCUCUUUGAGUCGACUCAUCUUAUUGGAGUGGGUUGGACGGCAGAGGUCGAUAUUGUGUGGCGAUGGGGCGCCAUGAUCCUGGCAGGUAUGGUGGUGCCACCUGUGGUGGAAACGAUCAUGAGCUUGAUCAUGAUGGCCAGACAGGGGCCUUCGACUUCAGAGCAAUCUCCAGAGGAUGCGGAGAAGAGCCCUGAGAGCCCUGAAUUGGCAGGCCUUGAUGACGCACAGAAGUUUAGGGCAAAAGCUCGACUACUGGGAGCAGUGAUCAUUGGUGACUUUUUCCACAACCUUUGCGAUGGCUUCUUCAUCGCAGCAGCGUUCCAGGGUUGCGGAAAUGCAUUUGGCUGGAGCGUGGCUACGGGCACGAUCCUCCAUGAGCUUCCCCAGGAGAUUGCGGACUUCAUCAUCUUGACGGGCCCCGUUGCUGGUUUGUCCACUCCAAAGGCUUUGGCAUUUAACUUCCUCAGUGGUCUGAGCGUCCUUCUUGGGGCCCUCAUUGUCGCCGCAACGCCUGUCGACAAUUCCCUUAUAGGCCUCAUCCUUGCCUUUGGUGGUGGCGUUUACAUACACGUCGGUGCUACUGACUGCCUGCCGAAGAUGUACGACCCCAAGCUUAGGUUUGGAGAGCGCCUGUGCGCUUUUCUGUCAUUCGCCGUUGGGGCUGUUUGCAUUGGCUUGAUUCUGAUCGGACACGAGCACUGCGUGCCUGAGGGGAGCAGUCAUGAUCAUGGCUCAGGUCACGAUGGGCAUGCCCAUUAA
This is a messenger RNA of Symbiodinium pilosum, 861 nucleotides long. Lineage: Eukaryota; Dinophyceae; Suessiales; Symbiodiniaceae. The record is from the annotation of a GenBank genome assembly.